AUGGCAACAUCAGAUAGAUUGCCACGGACCACACCAGGCCUGGGACUACCAUUCGAAGCAUAUAAUAAUAAUUUUCAACAUGAUUCCCUUACGGUCCCACGUCAGUUCUCGGAUUCUGCGAGCGUCGGUUCAUCGGAGAAUGUUGCCAUGAAAGGGAAAAAGAGAGCUGGUUCUCAGCAUGCCGUUCGACCCAAAACCUACUCGUCCGCCUCUUAUAGGACCUACAGUACCCAAAACACACAAUCGACAACUAGCACGCAUGCACAGAAUCGAGCAGCUCAAAGGGAAGUUCGUUCCCUCCCUUCCUGGAUAGAUUCAUAUGAAGACAACGACCCACCAUCGCAACCCAAAAGAGUUUCCACCCCUUCGAGAAUACAUCCAGCUCAGCAUAAUUCUACACCAACUCAAUCUUCGCGAAGAAUAUCUCUCGAUGGAUAUGUUGACUCCGAUGAUGAUACGUACAAUGCCAUAAGCGACAAGAAAGUAGAGACGGGUUUCUUUGGAGGUUUGCGCGAACCGGUCAGAGGUAGGAAAUGGGAUCAUGCUAGAGACGCGGAACCUGUCAUUCUUAGGGCUGGGGUACAACCAAAUGCAGCUGUAUGGCGAACUUUUAUCAAAGCAUCAUCGUAUGGUGUGCCCGAAGGAGAGGAUCGCAAAUUAGUCGAUCCGGCAUUUUUAAAUAAUUUAACUCCCGGUUACGAUAGACCAUGGUGCGGGGAUCUUGAGAAGGGUGAAGGUGACGAUGAUGAUAACAUUACAUCUCUCAUAUACAACAAAAGGAAACGGGAAACCUUUCUAAAACGCGUGCAGCAAACCAUUCUCAUGAACCCCUAUGUUCCCCUUAUUUUUCGACUGAUUGUGCUUAUAACUUCAAUAAUCGCCUUGAGCAUUGCAGGCUCGGUUCAUCAUCUUUCGAAUAAAUACUCCUAUUCUCAAAGUCCAUCUACAACUAUGGCAAUUGUAGUAGAUGUGAUUGCAAUUCCGUAUACUCUCUACAUGACCUGGGAUGAAUAUACGGGUAAACCUUUAGGCCUUCGAGCACCGAAAGCCAAAAUUCGACUCGUUCUUUUAGAUCUCUUUUUCAUUAUUCUUGAGGCUUCUAAUUUGACAUUAGCUUUUGAUGCCAUAUCAGACGACAACGGGAGCUGUAAAGUCGGAAACACGGGAUAUAAUGGUGUGGUAUGUCAUAGAGCUAAAACACUCUGUGCCAUAAUAACCAUAGCAUUACUCGCAUGGGGGAUGACUUUUGCAGUUAGCAUAUUCCGGCUUGUAGAAAGGGUGGGUGGUCGAGAAGAGGCCGAAUGA
This is a messenger RNA of Botrytis deweyae, 1305 nucleotides long. RefSeq lists its product as uncharacterized. The coding region runs from base 1 to 1305 and encodes 434 amino acids. The transcript is spliced from 4 exons. Lineage: Eukaryota; Fungi; Ascomycota; Leotiomycetes; Helotiales; Sclerotiniaceae. Gene Ontology annotation, cellular component: fungal-type vacuole; cell periphery. The record is from RefSeq and is a predicted model, not a curated record. Gene Ontology annotation, biological process: positive regulation of catalytic activity.